AUGAGGGGUCAAACUCCGCCCAGAGGCCUCGCGUUCAAGAAAGCGGCGGCGAUAACGGUUUCGGAGGUGGUGAGGUCACUGCAAUCAGCAUAUCCAAAUGAGCCGAAACGUGCACGCGAGUGCUCUUUUGGCUGGCUGUUCAACCCAACUGACUUUGGACGGAGAGCGGAGGACAGCAGAACUCAGGCACCUUGCCUAAUCCAGCAGCGCCUCCGCGAGGCGAUCGAUUCUCGAAUUGCAGAGGAACAGGCUCGUCAAAAGUCUGCCCAGGAUUCUUUAUCCCGCUCCAACUCCGCCCGUCAUCCGAGCAGUCGCAAUCUGUCCCCUAGCAGACGAACUAGCCGUCCGAGACGAAACACCGGGACCCCCGUCCGUAGCCCUGAUCCGAACGAGUUUGAGCCCGAGUUCGCCAUUGGAGAUGAUGAAGGAUCCAGCAGAUCUGCUACUCCACAACAAGAAUCCGCAAAUAGUCCCCAUAGCACGCCGGAGGAAAGUGCCGGGAUAGACAAGUCCUCCGUGGAGGAAUCACCCAAUGGAAAGGAUGCGGCAGCUACCUCGGAGACCAAGCAGUUCCCUUCGGAACUACCCCCGGAAAUUAAGGUGAAAUUGCGGAAGUUGAGCAAGUUGGAAACGCGGUAUCAGGAACUUCUAAAGGCAUACCGAAUGGCACAUUCGCGCGUGCAAACCAUCGAACCAUUUGAGGCCGCGCUUCGGGAAAACACUCCCUUAACCUCGAUCGGCGAUCCUAAAGCUCUGACCGAAUACUUGAAUCAAAUUUCAUUGAAGGGCGACAUGGUACUAGAGGAGCUGAAACGAGUCACAACUGAGCGGGAUAACUAUAAGAAAAAGUUGGAGGAUGCACACGAAUCUGCGAAAGCCGCCUGGGAUGAGGUUACCAAUUUGAAAAAAGACGGCAAACAAGGCGAAGAGGAUUCCGCUCCGCAAACUGACGAUGGCUUGGCUGUUGACACCUCCGCCACAGUUACACCCUCUCCUGAUUCUGCCGUGCAGUCGCCGACACCCACCUCUGCUUCUCACGCGAAGGGUAUCGCUCAACUUUUCUCUCCGAAGCAAGAUUCGGCUAAAUCAUCCGAACCACGACAAGAAAGCGAGGAGUUCUUUUCGUUCGACACUGAGCUCCCACGAUUGGAGUCUGAAUUGAAAGAGAAGCAGGAGGAGAUCGAAAGGCUGAAGGCUCAAACUGAGACACUCAAGCGCGACCUCUCGGUGGCACGCGAGUCGACAGAAGGAAUGGUUAAUAAUCUCGAAACCGCAACUCGGGAGCUUGGUGAAUUGCGCGAUAGCAAGGAUAGACAAGACUCCGAAAUAGAGACGCUGAAGUCUUCCAAACAAGAAGAGAUUUAUGGGCUUAACGCUAAGCUCGCAACGUUGGAACAGGCCUUGGGGAACGCAGACACUGAAGCCAAGAAACUGAAGGAUGAGUUGAAGCAGAAAACUGAUGAAAUAAACCAGCUUCAAGCCCAGUCUACGCAAUCUGAAAAAGCCGAUGAACAGCCGGAACUUCUGUCACAACUCGAAGAAGUAAAACAGAAGAAAGAGGCUAAUGAAAAGAAGCUAGGAGUAUUGCAGGGCUUAGUAGACAGUCUUCGGUCCCAGCUCAAGACCACUGAAGAAUCAAUGUCAACUGUAAAGGCCGAUAUGGAUCAGAAAACCAAGGACCUUAAUAAGCUACAGAGUGUCGUUGAUUUCUUAGAUGAUAAUUUGAAAGACAACGACAAAUGGAAGCAAGCGAAGGAACAGGCCCUGAGUGGGCAAGAACCUAAUUUUGGCGAGCUUCGAGAGAGUUUUGCGCCUUCACCAAAAGGCGUCACAGUGAAUAAUCAGACCUCUCGGCCACAUAAUCAGUCAAAUGGCACUGCAGGAGGUGCUAUCGCUGGCAAAAAGAAGAAGAACAAGAAGAAGAAAGGUGGCAAAGGUGGCGACGAUGCAGGCAAGGCAGAACCUGUUGCAGGAAUCGAGGAUAUGCAAACACCAUCGGCAGAUCUUGAUCAGAAUACUGCGAAGUUGGAUGAACUCCAAUGUAAAAUUGAGUCAUUAAUGAGCCAGUUAGAAGAGAAAGAAGCAGCUAUUGGCCGCCUUAGCUCAAAACUAAAAGGCGAAGAGGAUUUGAAGGAAGAAAUAGAGUCUCUUCGUGAUGACUUGCUUAAUAUUGGUCAAGAGCAUGUUGAAGCAAAGGACAAGAUCAAGGAGCUUUCUGCGGAAAAGAGCGCUUUGGAGACUACCAUCUCCAAAUUAGAGAAAGAGCUAACCGAACUGCGCACAAAUCAUGCAUCCAAGAAUGCGGACUCUGAAAUAGCGCACAAUAGCUUGAAAGAUGAGUAUGAAAACCUCAAGGCCAAAUAUACCUCGAUUGAAACGGAGCUCGCUGUUGCUCAGCAGCUGGCCACAACCCGGUUCAAAGACCUUACAGACCUGCGUGAAACUGUUCAGAAGCUGCAACCGGAGCUGAAAACACUGCGAGCUGAAUCUUCAGAACUCAAAUCUACCAAAGAAGCCUUGGCGAGUAAAACAGCAGAAUUGAGAACCCUGGAGAGUAAGCAAGAGGAUUUGCGAGCAGAGCUAAAAGUGCUCAAGUCUACCAUAUCGGAGAGAGACACUGAGGUGAAGACGCUUAACCAGAAGAUUAGGCAGGAAAUGGACAAUCGCUUGAAGGCUGAGGAAAGGCUAACCCUAGCCCAAUCCGACUUGCGGUACUCGGAGAGCAAAAAGCAAGAAGCCGUGGAAGCAAAGGAGAGGGUUGCUGGCGACCUUUCUAAAGCACAGGAGGACCUGAAAGCCGCUCGAACCCGACUCCGGGAAGUUGAAAAUCAAGUAACCAACUUGAAUAAAGAACUAGAAGGUCUACGGGAAGAAAUUCAGCUCAAGACUGCUCAGCAUGCCAGCGCACAGAGUUUGAUGAAUAGCAUGCGUGAUCAAAGCGCUGAAAUUGGGAUGCAGAUGAAAGAAGCGAAGGAACGUUGUGAGAGCUUGGAGGAAGAAUUGGCAGAUGCUCACCGCUUGCUAAGCGAACGGACCAGAGAGGGAGAAACGAUGCGGCGUCUAUUGAAUGAUAUUGAAGGUCGUUCAGAAUCUAAAGUGCGUGAUUUCAAGGAACGGAUGGAGGCCGCUAUCGAAGAGCGUGACCGGGCCGAGGAUGAGGCAAGUACCCAGGGCCGACGCCGAGCAAGAGAGUUAGAGGAGCUGAAGGGUAAAGUUCGAGAAGCAGAGAGAGCUCUACGGAGCGCGGAGGAAGACAGAGAAGAACUGGAGCGUUCUCAAAAGGAGUGGAAACGCAGACGUGAUCAGCUCGAAGCCCAGUCCGAAAGCUCUGUGCAGGAACUCAAUGAUAUCAGGCACGCAAUGGCACAACUACGCGACACACUGGACGAAACCGAAAAGCAAGUUCGUGAGUUGGAAAAAGAAAGGACAGAGUUACGCCGGUCUGUAGAGGAGGCCAAUGCUCGCUUAGAGAAAAUGCGCAAGUCUAAUAGGAUUCUAUCCGACGAAGCUCGCCUGGGCCAAAAUCCUCAGUCAUCACGGUCCUCGAUCGAUUCCGGCUCAAGAAAAGCGCUUACUUCCCCAGUACCCAAGGAUCGAAGCCUAACAGCCCGAACAAGUGAAACAGGUAGUAGCGGUAACAUCGAUUACGUUUAUCUAAAGAACGUGCUCCUUCAGUUCUUGGAACAGAAGGACAAGAACUACCAGAAACAGCUCAUCCCUGUGUUGGGGAUGCUACUGCAUUUUGAUAGAACGGAUGAGCAAAAAUGGAUGUCGGCUAUAAUGUCCAAAUAG
Molecule: messenger RNA, 3792 nt
Organism: Aspergillus tanneri
Lineage: Eukaryota; Fungi; Ascomycota; Eurotiomycetes; Eurotiales; Aspergillaceae
Product: putative vesicle-mediated transport protein (Imh1)
Exons: 4
Coding region: 1-3792 (1263 amino acids)
Cellular component (GO): Golgi apparatus
Source: RefSeq, a predicted model, not a curated record